Messenger RNA from Cydia splendana, 2098 nucleotides. Its product is annotated as glucose dehydrogenase [FAD, quinone]-like. NCBI's taxonomy places the organism in Eukaryota, Metazoa, Arthropoda, Insecta, Lepidoptera, Tortricidae. Bases 7 to 2058 code for a protein of 683 amino acids. The record is from RefSeq and is a predicted model, not a curated record. Gene Ontology annotation, molecular function: flavin adenine dinucleotide binding; oxidoreductase activity, acting on CH-OH group of donors. The transcript is spliced from 5 exons.
UCAAAGAUGAUCAUAAAAUUAAAAAACUUCAUCCUGUUUUUGACAGUUUUCAGUUCAGUAUUUACAGAAGAAGCGUUUGUUGAAACAGAGAACGAACUAAGUGACUAUGAAGAUUUAUUAUCGCAAAGUUUCAGUGAAGAAUUACAGGAGGGCUUCGAUGUACCAAAGGAAGGAAAUAAUGGCAGAAAUGCGAAGUUACUGUGGCCACAUCCUCAAAGCCCCAUAAUAGAUUACGUCAGAAAAACAGUGGCGAAGAACCAUGUGACCAAAAAUACCGGAGACCUCUUCAAUUUUCUAAGGGACCAAUUUCCACUUCCAGAAGGUCUUCAAGCGCCGUUCUCCGAGUACGACUUCGUAAUCGUAGGUGCUGGAUCAGCUGGGAGCACGCUGGCCGCCAGGCUGACUGAAAAUCGGAACAUGACUGUGCUGCUUUUGGAGGCUGGCAAGCCGGAGAUGAUCCUCACAGACAUCCCAGCUCUGGCACCAUACUUUCAGUCUACUGAUUACUCCUGGCAGUACUAUAUGGAACGUGAAGAAGGUAUAUGUAUGGGUAUGAAGAACGAGAGAUGCUUCUGGCCAAGGGGCAAGGCGGUUGGAGGCACGAGCGUCAUCAACUACAUGAUCUACACUCGGGGCCGCCCACAGGACUGGGAUCGCAUUGCCGCUGACGGGAAUUAUGGAUGGUCCUAUAAUGAAGUUCUAGAAUAUUACAAGAAAUCUGAAAGAGCUAAUUUAAAAGGAUUUGAAAGGAAUCCGUAUAGAAGCCAAGGAGGGGAACUACACGUGGAAUUUGUACCCGUAAAAACAAAGCUUAUCAAAGCAUUUUUGGAAGCUGGCAAGAUCCUGGGACACCCUACAGUUGACUACAACGCUCCCGACGGUUUCGGUUUUGGGAAAGUGCAAGUAACCAUAGACCAUGGACACCGGCAAAGUGCUGCCAAAGUUUUCCUACACCCUCACAAGAAGAGGCGGAACCUUCAUAUCUUGCCUCAAAGCACUGUUACCAAAAUACUCAUAGAUCCCCAAAGUAACACUGCGUACGGAGUGGAAUAUUCGAGAAACGGUUUAACGUACACAGUGCGGGCGCGAAGAGAAGUGAUAUUGUCUGCGGGACCAAUUGCUUCACCACAGCUCCUGAUGUUGUCCGGCGUAGGACCGAAAGAGCAUCUUAAUCAAGUUGGAGUACCUCUAAUAAAAGAUUUACCUGUGGGCAAAACGCUAUACGAUCAUAUAUGCUUUCCGGGUCUCAUUUUUGAACUCAACACCACUGGUGUAAGCUUUUCUGAACGGGAAGCUACUCAAACUUCUUCAAUUGUGCAAUGGUUUCAUACCGGCGACAACAGCCUCGCAUCUCCUGGAGCAGUUGAAGGUAUAGGAUAUAUUAAAACGCCAGUGUCCGACGACCCCGAACUUGUUCCUGAUAUGGAACUAAUCAGUAUUGGUGGAUCAAUCAUUGCAGACGGCGGUCCUGGUGGCAGCAAAGCCGUAAGGAAAGGCAUGAGAAUAAAAAGUAAAGUGUUUGAUGAAGCAUUCGGAUCAUUAGGAACUAAGGAUACAUGGAGUGCGUUCCCGAUGUUGUUGCAUCCCAAAUCUUAUGGUUUUCUUGAGUUAAAAGACAAGAACCCGUGGAGCCAUCCACGCAUGAGGGGGAACUAUCUGUCAGACGCGUACGGGCAAGACGUGGCAGCAUUCGUGGCAGCAGUGCGGCACGUGCAGGCGCUGGCGGCUACAGCGCCCUUCCAGCGGUUUGGCGCUAAGAUACACCGCGCACAGUACCCGGCCUGCCGCGAGAUACCCUUCGACUCGGACGCCUACUGGGAGUGUGGGGUUCGCACGCUCACGGCGACGCUGCACCACCAGAUCGCCACGUGCCGCAUGGGUCCAGCCAGUGACCCUCGCGCCGUCGUCGAUCCAAGGCUGCGAGUAUACGGCCUGCGAAACCUACGCGUUAUCGACUCUAGCGUCAUCCCACGGACCAUUUCUGCGCACACCAACGCGCCAGCAAUCAUGAUCGCCGAAAAAGCUGCUGAUAUGAUAAAGGAUGAUUGGGGACAAUAAUAUCUGAAAUCUACCAACGAUAUUUACGACUCAACCAAAA